Messenger RNA from Ascochyta rabiei, 792 nucleotides. RefSeq lists its product as uncharacterized. Bases 1 to 792 code for a protein of 263 amino acids. The record is from RefSeq and is a predicted model, not a curated record. Lineage: Eukaryota; Fungi; Ascomycota; Dothideomycetes; Pleosporales; Didymellaceae. The transcript has a single exon.
AUGUUUCGUUCGUUGACGACACGCCAAGAGUAUGAUGAGCGAGGGUCCAAGGUGGUGCAGGGUGCCCAGAGCAAGAAGACGUUGCAGGCCGAGGCGUCUCUUGAGAGUCAGAAGAUUGUGCACUUGCAUCGCGUACGACAGGGUCGGAUCACGGCGGAGGGAAACGACGUUGACCAUGCGCGCAUCUGCCACGACCAUGUUCGGGCUCUCUGUACGCUCGCUUCCUCGAAAUUCGUCAUGGAGGGCCAGCUCAGGUACGAAUGGUUAAGAGGUCUCGCACAGUUGCCCCAGACGGCGGACCCCGCUUGGGCUGGCAUUGCCUACCGUGCGUGUCGGCGGGCCCUGUCGAUGGAUGCCACGAUGUGGACGCACUGGGAGACGCCAGCAUGUCCCUGGACUACGUGGAAGGCCUCCUGGGCUGAUGGAAGCGUGGGAGCCGUGGGACCGGUGAAGCGGCCAAGCGGCUGGAAAGAGCUACUGCUCAGGCGGCACCAGCCGAAGCCGUUCAGCCGCAGGGCCCGUAACCCACACCCAAGGAUACGCACGGGGCCCCUCAUUGAACAGUGGCGAGGAAAGUGGGAUUCUUCCCGAAGCGAACUGGCCCGUCCAAUACAGCAGGACGGUAUAGAGAUCAAAAGAGCGGCAGAGGAGGCUAGGAAGAGUGUGGGCGUCUGCACCACCAGCCAAGACCAUGCAGACGACAACAGGGAGGAGGGAGAGAGAGUGGCUGGGAGUCGACCGAGGGCGCUGGGCAAGCUCCGACAGUGGAUGCUGGACAUGUUCUGUCUCUGA